Molecule: messenger RNA, 2442 nt
Organism: Caenorhabditis briggsae
Lineage: Eukaryota; Metazoa; Nematoda; Chromadorea; Rhabditida; Rhabditidae
Exons: 11
Coding region: 1-2442 (813 amino acids)
Biological process (GO): regulation of neurotransmitter secretion
Cellular component (GO): synaptic vesicle membrane
Molecular function (GO): calcium ion binding
Source: RefSeq, a predicted model, not a curated record
AUGCCUUGUUUGCAGUUGAUUCGACUUCGAAAAAAGAAGAAGAAGCAGGAAGAAAUAGAGGAAGAAAUAGAAGAUGUCAGAAGAAUGAAGGGAGGACGAAAUGAAGAAGAAAACGAGAAUGAAGAGGAUGAUGAGCCAGUCGAAAGUUCGUCAAUUGGGUGCUCGCCACUGACAAGAAGACGUCGGAAAUCAGCUGCUGUUGGAUCGUCAGCAUCCGAAAAGCAUCACCAUAACCACGGUCAUCAAUCGCCACGAAAAUCACCGGGGUUCCGAUUUCGACGGAUUUUUGACACUUUUACGUUUACGAGAUCCCUCAAGCCACAGUAUUCGUUGGAACAUAAUAACGAUGAAGAGGAAUCUGACGAAAUUCAAGGCGGAGAAAUGGAUGUAGUCACACACCUUCUUCUGGAGGUUAGACUGAAUAAUGGAGAAGAUCUUCCAGUUAAAGAUGCAUCUGGAAGUUCGGACCCCUAUGUCAAAUUCCGGUACAAAGAUGCAAUCGUUUAUAAAUCUGGAACAAUUUUCAAAAAUCUGAAUCCCUCGUGGGAUGAAGAAUUCCAAAUGAUUGUUGAUGACGUCACUAGUCCAAUCAGGCUGGAAGUUUUUGAUUUCGAUCGAUUUUGUUCGGAUGAUUUCAUGGGAGCAGCUGAAGUAGACUUGUCACAAGUCAAGUGGUGCACGUCAACUGAUUUCCAUGUGAAUCUACUCGACGAGGUCAAUGAACCAGCCGGGAAAGCGUCUAUUUCAGUGACCAUCACACCAAUGACACAACUGGAAGUUCAACAAUUUCAACAGAAAGCCAAAAAUGGAAUUUUGAGUAACACAGAAAAGAAGAAGGAGCAAAGAGCAAACAACACUCAAGACUGGGCAAAACUUGUAAAUAUCGUCUUGGUGGAAGGAAAGGGAAUACGUGUGGAAGAGAAAAGUCCCGAUGCAUUUUGUAAAUUCAAACUGGGUCAGGAGAAAUACAAGACAAAAGUGUGCUCGAAUACCGAACCGAAAUGGAUUGAACAAUUCGAUUUACAUGUUUUUGAUACGUCUGAUCAGAUAUUACAAAUGGCAUGUAUCGAUAGAAAUACGAAUAUUUCCAGAAUAUCCAUCGAUUUAUCUACAGUAUCCCUUGACGAAACUUUCCAGCACUGGUAUCAUCUAGAAGGCGGUCCAGAAGAUGCUCAAGUCCUUCUUCUGAUCACAGUAUCGGGUUCACAUGGCGCCGGUGAAGCAAUUGAAACAGACGAGUUCAACUAUAACGAUAUUCGGAAUACAAGGAUUCAGAAAUACGAUAUUUCAAAUACAUUCAAUGAUAUUUCCGAUAUUGGAACUUUGACUGUAAAAUUGUUUGGAGCGGAGGACUUGGUGGCCAAGGAUUUUGGAGGGAAGAGCGAUCCAUUCGCAAUUUUAGAACUAGUAAACACCAGAGUUCAGACGAAUACAAUUUAUAAAACAUUGAGUCCGAGUUGGAACAAGAUUUACACUUUCGCUGUCAAGGAUAUUCAUACGUAUCUACAAGUCACAAUUUUUGAUGAAGAUCCAAAUAAUCGAUUUGAGUUUCUCGGUCGUGUACGCAUUCCUUUGAAAUCCAUUAGAAAUUGUGAGAAGAGAUGGUAUGGUUUGAAGGAUGAGAAACUAAAAAAACGAGUGAAAGGAGAGGUGCUUCUGGAGUUGGACGUCAUCUGGAAUAACAUUCGAGCAGCGAUUCGAACAUUCAAGCCAAUGGAAAGAAAAUAUAUAAGUCAGGAUCAGAAGUUCAAGCCAGCUUUGUUCAAAACCUAUUUCGUCGAGCUCAAAGAUUUUGUUAGUUCUCUGGCGAGCUGCAAAAAUGACAUGGAAUAUCUUCUCUCCUGGCAUUCCAGAUCCAAGUCUUUGACUGCCUAUGUAAUCUUCAUGAUUUUCGUCUACUACUUUCAAAUUUUCUUCAUCCCUCUUAUGAUUCUCGCCCUUUUCGGAUAUAACUUUGUAAAAUUCAAAACUAAUGGAGAGGAAAUCUCAAGAACACCAAGACACUCGUUGAAAGGUCAGAAAAGUGAGGAGGAAGAUGAAAAGAGUGGUGGUUUUCGUGAUACUCUCAGCUCUAUCCCUGACAUUCUUCAAUCAGUCCAAUCUUUUCUUCAUUUUACCACUCAACUAAUUCAAAAAAUUAAAAACACAUUCAAUUUCACUGAUAUUUGGCUCUCUUUACUGGCGGUCAUCGUCUUAUUCAUCGCCUUCGUCCUACUGUAUUUCGUGCCACUUCGAUGGAUUAUAAUGGUUUGGGGAACGAAUAAAUUCUCAAAGAAAUUGAGAGACCCCAAAUUUGUGGAUAACAACGAAGUAUUGGAUUAUCUAUCCCGAGUGCCUUCUAAUACUGAACUUGUGAGUUUUUUGGGUUACUGUACUUUUGCAAGAAGAAUUUUUCAGCAAGAGCAAUCUAAUGAACGUGUCAAUCGACCAAUUAAUCUGUGA